AUGGACUCGCCGGCCUCUUACCCCGCCGACUCGGCCUACAGCCCCCAAGUGGUCAACGAACAAGAUCAACAAGAAGAAACCACGGCGAUCCAAAAUGGCGGCCACCAGUCUACAACAGCUACUCCUCCGCUCGACAGUGACCCAAACCAAAGAUACAACUCCCCCAGUCUGUAUCCACAAUCGAAUUCGCGGCCAGGGUCGGGCAUGGGCGGUCAUCAACAAGCACAGCAGCAGGAGAACAGACAAGCCCAACCCGCCAGUAAGAGUAGCGUGGUCAUAAAAGUUGGCAUGGUCGGUGAUGCACAGAUCGGCAAGACGAGCUUGAUGGUGAAAUAUGUGGAAGGCAGCUGGGAUGAAGACUACAUACAAACAUUAGGUGUCAAUUUCAUGGAAAAGACCAUCUCAAUACGCAACACCGAGAUCACGUUUUCAAUUUGGGAUCUCGGCGGCCAACGCGAAUUCGUCAACAUGCUGCCUUUAGUCUGCAACGACGCCGUUGCCAUUCUCUUCAUGUUCGAUCUCACCCGGAAGUCGACCCUAAACAGUAUCAAAGAGUGGUACAGGCAAGGACGGGGCUUCAAUAAGACCGCCAUUCCGUUCUUGAUUGGCACCAAGUAUGACCACUUUGUCAAUUUCCCGAGGGAAGACCAAGAAGAAAUAAGCAAUCAGGCUCGACGUUUCGCCAAAGCCAUGCGCGCCAGUCUUAUCUUCAGCAGUACCAGCCACAGCAUCAACGUGCAGAAAAUCUUCAAGAUUGUUCUAUCCAAAGCGUUCGAUCUGAAGUGUACCAUUCCCGAAAUCGAGAACGUUGGCGAACCUCUCUUACUGUACCAAUCAGUCAAUUGA
This is a messenger RNA of Exophiala viscosa, 846 nucleotides long. Its product is annotated as rab family protein. The transcript is spliced from 3 exons. The record is from RefSeq and is a predicted model, not a curated record. Gene Ontology annotation, biological process: positive regulation of mitotic division septum assembly. Gene Ontology annotation, cellular component: spindle pole body. The coding region runs from base 1 to 846 and encodes 281 amino acids. Gene Ontology annotation, molecular function: GTPase activity; GTP binding. Lineage: Eukaryota; Fungi; Ascomycota; Eurotiomycetes; Chaetothyriales; Herpotrichiellaceae.